Messenger RNA from Moneuplotes crassus, 1261 nucleotides. Lineage: Eukaryota; Ciliophora; Spirotrichea; Euplotida; Euplotidae. The record is from the annotation of a GenBank genome assembly.
AAUUAUUUGGGAAAAUAUGGAAUCGACACCUGCGUGGCAAGAAAGUCUUGAAGAUAUUAUUCCUGUUGAUCAGGAUAUGCAUGCUGAGGAAGAAACUAAGAAGAAGGGGAAAGUUGUCAAACCCGCUGGUGGAAAAAGAUAUAACAAGUUUAAUCUAAAAGAAACUAAUGAAGAAGGAUUCACCGGGCCACCUUCAUCUUGGUUUAAUGAUGAAGCAUUUAAGAAGGGUUUAGUUGCUGACUUUGCAAAGAAAGAAGGAGCUGACUACUAUUUUGAAUCUUACUCUAACUUCUAUAUUCAUGAAGAAAUGUUAAAGGAUAAAGUCAGAACAGAAAGCUAUAGGAGUGCUAUUGAGAAUAAUCCUGAAGCUUUCAAGGACAAGGUGGUGCUUGAUAUCGGUUGUGGUACUGGAGUUUUGAGCAUCUUCGCAGCCAGAGCAGGCGCUAAACAUGUCUAUGGAAUUGAUAAUGCAGAUAUAGUUCAUUAUGCUAGAGAGAUUGUCAAGCAAAAUGGAUUUGAGAAGCAAAUCACAAUCAUCCAAGGCAAAGUUGAAGAGAUUGAUCUUCCUGUUGAGAAAGUGGAUAUUAUCAUUUCUGAGUGGAUGGGAUACUUUUUACUCUACGAAUCAAUGCUUGAUACUGUCCUUUUUGCAAGAGAUAAAUGGCUUCAAUCUGGAGGAAUUAUUCUCCCUGAUAAAUGCACAAUGCAUGUUGCAGCAAUAGAAGAUAAAGACUAUAAGACUAAGAAGCUAAACUUUUGGAACAAUGUUUAUGGAAUAGAUAUGUCGUGCUUGACACCAGCAUCAUUUGUUGAACCAGUGAUAGACUCAAUGAGCUAUGAUCCUAUAAACACGACUGAAGAUACUUUCUUUGAAAUUGACCUUUACACAGUGAAAACUGAGGAUUUGGAGUUUUCAAAUACUUACAAUAUACAGAUGAUGAGAGAUGACACUAUCCAUGGCAUUGUAACCUGGUUUGACAUCUUCUUUGGAAACAUGAAACACGAUGUAAAAUUCAGUACAGGUCCAUAUGAACAAGUCACUCAUUGGAAACAAACAGUAUUUUACUUUAACGGAGAAUAUAAGCUAAAAGAGGGAGACAUCAUCAGUGGAUCAAUCGCUUGCAAAAAGUCUUCUGAAAAUUUCAGAGCAUGUGACAUAAAGAUCUCUUACCACAUCCGCCCUCAGUCAAAUAAAUUCGAAGACAUUGACUGCCAAGUUCUACAGUAUAAGUUAAGAUAAAGUAGAAAACCUUCAACACUG